UUCCGCUCCAGACGGCUCACGGGCCUUUGUUAGCACCCGCGUCACGAGUACCUGUCCGGCCGCGGGGGCCAAGGCACACCGGCAAGAGAAGCCCGGAGCCGGUCGUUUGUUCCGCCGCCACCGCUUGUUACAAAACCCACUUGUUUGGUCACCGGUUCACCGGGGGCUGAAAGCGGCGUGGAGUCGGAGGAGGAGGAGGAGGGGGAGGCCGUGUUAUUGUUGCUAGACGCCGACAGACCGAGCGAGCAUUUCUCUUGCCAGACCCGCUUCUGGCGUGAGUGGAUGCGGAUACGUGCGCAUGAAAGCCUCGGUUAUUGAUGGCCGGUGCCGGUGCGCAUUCUGCCUGCUUUUGUUGUGUCAUGUCCAACAUGGAGGGGGAAAGACAAGCGUGAGUGCCCGGGGAAGCUAACAUGUAUUGUCACAACUCGUCAAAGUAGCCGGUGGCGGAGGACAUGAUAAGGAUAUAAAUGGACCCGGUGGAUGCCCCUCCACCACCACCCGGUUCUCGGUGGCGUUCAACCCGGCAAUCGUCGCUCGUUUUCGGAUGCUGCACGCAUGUCAUGUCGGUGAAUGACCCGAGUGUUGUGGAUUUCCGGGUGUUUGUCUACUUGCCUGCUCGUCACCGUAGCCGUAACAAUACUUGACACUUACUAACAAUUUCACAUUUUUGUAGUCUUUGACCAUUUUCUUACAGCAGACAAAUGGUGUCUUUUGUCAAAAGGGGGUGUGUGUGUCAGAAGACAGCUAACAUGCUAAUGUAAUGCAACGAUAUGGCUCAGUGUCCUUAAGGCCCAAAUGUCAAACUGGUGAUUUUGUUUAUUUAUUUUUUAAUUGGGGGGGAUUAAAGAGGAUAAGGUAAAGGGGGGGUGUAAAAGACAGAUUGGGCCGUGCGUGUUGCAUUAUUUGCGGGGUUUAACCUGCUCAGCAUCCAUCUGUUGGGGCUGAACGAAUAAUAACAGAAAGUGUACAUUGUUAUCAUUACCGAGGCAGACAUUUUGUUUUGGAUCUGAACAUAUUGUGCAGGUGAGUGGCCAUAAACUAAUAUUUGUAAUGGAAGACUGCCAAAAUGAAGAGCAGUUUGAAGAUGCUUUAAAAGUAUAUUACCUCAACACAAUUUACGUCGAAGAAGUGACUGAGUGGGUUGUUAACUAACUGAAGGCGAGACUGUGAUUCAAAAGCAUUUUUGCAGUAGAGUGCAAUUACACCGUGUUAUCCUAUGCACAGAUAUUUUAUUUAUACAUUUUAUAGUGAAUUAGAACUGCUGAAGUGCAUAAGGGAGUACUUUAUUUGAAAACAAUUUCCUCAUAUUUUGUGUGUGUAAAUUGUCAUACUGCAUUUAUCAGGUAGCAUUUGGCGAUCUGCCUUUAAAGAACAGAACGGAAAAGAUAGGGAGUUAAACACUUGGCUCGGCUCACCGUUCCAGUUCGGAGGGUUUCUAAAUGAAACGGUUUAAGAUGAACUAUGAUUCAAAGAAAAUGUUAGAUGUUACUAUUAGUUUUGAAUUGCAAUUAUCGUUAUUGCCGAUUUCGCGUCCGAGAGUUGUUGUCGUGGCUUCUCUCAUCUGGUGCACACUACGGUUAAUAAACUCAGAGAAAGUAGCUGUAUUUUAAUGUGUAUUUUUCAUCCAAUAUUGGUUUUUCUAGUUUGUGUAUUUGUAUCUAAUUUUGUAUUUUUUGUCAUAUUUUCUUAGUUAUGUAUUUUUCAUUUAACAAUUUUGUGUUUGUUAAAAUGUCUUCAUUUUACUCUCAGAAAAAAAGCUGUAUUUUCCUCGUUUUUUUAUUUAGUCGUAAUUUUUGUUAAUAUUUUCUGUUGUGAUAGUUUUGUAUUUGUUUAAUAUUUAUGGACUAUUUUAGUCCAAUUUCUUAAGUUAGAUUUUUUUUACAUUGUAAUUUUUUUAAAUUGUAUUUUUAUUCAUAUUUUUGCCUUUAUUGUUUAUAAUUAGUCUAUUUUUCAUGAUUUUGUUUUUUAAGUGCUUCCUACCCAAUAUUUUAGUACUUUGUUUUCUAAUUUGUUUAUUUUUGUCGAAUAUUUCUUUUUAUUGACUCUUUUUCAUAUUAUCCGCAUUUUUGCCCUGGCUGUUGUUAGAUUAUGCAUGUGUAACUAAUUAAUUUCACUCACUCCCAUUUAGCAUUGAAUUCUUUCAGCAACAUUGCAAUAAAACUAACUGUGAUAAUUUUGCUCCUGAUAAUCAUGAUAUUAAAUUUUCAUCGCAUUUCUCCUUGUAGGGGGGGAUUUAUCACAAUGUUGAGCAGCUGUCGUGAAGAUUAUUGCCUGUUUUAAAAGGCCCAAUGAAAUGCUGAGUUAUGCCUGGCUGUGGUGGAAUGAGCAGUGUGUGCUGAAGAGGAAAGCAGUGCUCUGGCAGGAUUCCUUCAGCCCCCACCAUAGAAGUUCGUCUCCCAGCAGCAUGCCCGUGGUGCUGAGCAGCGGAGGACACGACCCCCCGGUCGGGCAGACCCCUCAGGCCGCGCCGCCCAACCAGCAGGGUGUGGCAGGUGCCGGACGUUCCCAGGAUGACGCCAUGGUGGACUACUUCUUCCAGCGGCAGCACGGCGAGCAACCCGGAAAACACCGCUGGCCCACCGGCGACAACAUCCAUGACAGCCAGGUGCGCUCCAUGGACGAGUUGAACCACGAUUUCCAGGCGCUGGCGUUGGAGGGACGCACAAUGGGAGAGCAGCUGCUCACGGGCAAGAAGUUCUGGGAGACGGACGACUCCGGGAAGGACGGGCCAAAGGGGAUCUUCCUGGACCAGUGGAGGGACAGCGCAUGGGGGGCCUCAGACCACUCGGUGUCCCAGCCAAUCAUGGUGUCCCGCCGGCCCGGUCAGGGCUUCCACGGCGGCGGCGAAGUGGGCGUGGGCUCCGUCAUGUCGCCGCGAUCCGAGAGCGGCGGGCUGGGCGUCAGCAUGGUGGAGUACGUGCUGUCCUCCUCGCCCGCAGACAAGCUGGACUCCUGCCUGCGGAAAGGACCUUAUGGCCAGCGGGACGGCGAGGUGGUGGAGGACAAGCGGGAGAAGCCAAAGGUGCCGUUCGAGGCGGAAAAGUUGAAAGAACUGGCGGAGGCGGAGGCCGACGUCAUCAACGACGUCAUCAACCCCAACGGGCUGCCCGUGCAGAACGGUCUGGACGUCGACGUCAAAGAGUUCGGGUACGUCCCGCGGCCGACGGGCAACAUGCAGCCCCCGGGACCCGAGGGGGACCUGCUGGGCGGUCCCGGGGGCGUCGGCGUGGACGGGCUGACGCCCUUGGGAGGCGGCGGGCCCAAACCUCCCGAGGACUUCUCGGGCGUCGACCAGGGCGGCGUCGCCAUGGACCCGAUGGAGUCGGUGAUGGAGCCGCUGCAGUUCGACUACAACUCGCAGAUGCCCAUGGACUCGGCGCCCACUGUGGGACUUUUUGAUUACACCAACCAGCAGCAGCUUUUCCAGAGAAACAACGCUCUCGCCGUGCAGCAGCUCACAGCCGCCCAGCAGCAACAGUACGCCUUGGCGGCGGCGCAGCAGCCGCACAUCGGUCUGGCCCCUGCCUUUGUUCCCAAUCCUUACAUCAUCAGCGCCGCGCCGCCGGGUACGGACCCUUACGCGGCGGGACUAGCGGCGGCCGCGACUCUCGGGCCUGCAGUGAUGCCUCCUCAGUACUACGGCGUCACGCCCUGGGGCGUGUACCCCGCCAACCUGUUCCAGCAACAGGCAGCCGCCGCCAACAACUCGGCCAAUCAGCAGGCGGCAGGCCAGGGUCAGCAGAACCAACAGCAGGUGAUGCGCGCGGGAGGAAACCAGCGUCCCUUGACGCCCAGCCAGGGGCAGCAAGGACAGCAGAACGAGCAGCUGGUUGCCACGGCGGCCGUCAACUCCGCCCUGGCCUUCGGGCAGGGGCUCGCGGCGGGAGUGCCUGGUUAUCCGGUCCUGGCCCCCGCGGCGUACUACGACCAGACGGGCGCCCUGGUGGUCAACACCGGAGCUCGGAGCGGCCCCGUUCGCCUCAUGGCCCCCGCGUCCGUCAUCAUAUCGCCUUCUGCGGCGCAAGCAGUCGCAGCGGCGGCGGCCUCGGCGGGCGGCGCCAACGGGGGCCUCGGCGGCGGCGCCAACGGCCCCUUCCGGGCCAUGACGUCCCAGCAGCCCCAGCAGCAGGGCGGCCCCGGCGGCGGCCCUCUGGGCGGCAGCUCCUUCUACGGCUCGUCCUCGCUCAGCUCGUCCUCGCAGAGCUCCUCGCUCUUCUCGCAGGGCUCCGGCCAGCCCGGCCCGGGCUCGGCUUCCCUGGGCUUCAGCCAGCAAGCCUCCUCGUCCCUCGGCGCCACGCUCGGGGCCACUUUGGGAGGCUUCGGUACUGCAGUGGCCAACUCCAGCGGCGGCAGCGGGUCACGCCGCGACUCCUUGACGGGAAACAGCGAGCUGUACAAGCGCACGCCCUCCAGCCUCACGCCCAUCGGCCACGGCGGCUUCUACAACGGCACGCUGGGCUUCAGCCCCUCGCCCGGCCCGGUGGGCAUGCCGCUGCCCAACCAGGGCCCGUCCCACUCGCUCACCCCGCCGCCCUCGCUCUCCAACCACAGCUCCUCGUCCAACCUCAACCUGGGGGGCCUGACCAACGGGAGCGGGCGCUUCAUCUCGGCCGCCCCGGGCGCCGAGGCCAAGUACCGCAGCGCCGCCAGCUCGGGCUCGUCGCUCUUCUCUCCCAGCAGCCAGCUGUUCCCGUCGUCGCGGCUACGCUACGGCAUGUCGGACGUGAUGCCGUCGGGACGUAGCCGCCUGCUGGAGGACUUCCGCAACAACCGCUACCCCAACCUCCAGCUGCGUGACAUCGCGGGGCACAUCAUGGAGUUCAGCCAGGACCAGCACGGCAGCAGGUUCAUCCAGCUGAAGUUGGAGCGAGCCAGUCCGGCCGAGCGCCAGCUCGUCUUCAGCGAAAUCCUGCAGGCCGCCUACCAACUCAUGGUCGACGUAUUCGGCAACUACGUCAUCCAGAAGUUCUUCGAGUUCGGCAGUCUGGAUCAGAAGCUGGCGCUGGCCGAGCGUAUCCGCGGCCACGUGCUGUCGCUGGCGCUGCAGAUGUACGGCUGCAGAGUCAUCCAGAAGGCGCUGGAGUUCAUCCCGUCCGAUCAGCAGGUCAUCAGCGAGAUGGUGCGCGAGCUGGACGGCCACGUGCUCAAGUGCGUGAAGGACCAGAACGGAAACCACGUGGUGCAGAAGUGCAUCGAGUGUGUGCAGCCGCACGCGCUGCACUUCAUCAUCGACGCCUUCAAGGGACAGGUGUUCGCGUUGUCCACUCACCCGUACGGCUGCCGAGUGAUCCAGCGCAUCCUGGAGCACUGCCUGCCCGAGCAGACGCUGCCCAUCCUGGAGGAGCUCCACCAGCACACCGAGCAGCUCGUGCAGGACCAGUACGGCAACUACGUGAUCCAGCACGUGUUGGAGCACGGCCGGGCCGAAGAUAAGAGCAAGAUCGUGGCCGAGAUCAGAGGGAACGUGCUGGGACUCAGCCAGCACAAGUUUGCCAGUAACGUGGUGGAGAAGUGCGUGACGCACGCGUCUCGGGCGGAGCGAGCGGUGCUGAUCGACGAGGUGUGCAGCCUGACGGAGGGCCCCCACAGUGCCUUAUACACCAUGAUGAAGGACCAGUACGCCAACUACGUUGUGCAGAAGAUGAUCGACGUGGCCGAGCCCACCCAGCGCAAGAUCGUCAUGCACAAGAUCCGGCCCCACAUCUCCACGCUGCGCAAGUACACGUACGGCAAACACAUCCUGGCCAAGCUGGAGAAGUACUACAUGAAGAACGGCGUGGACCUGGGCCCCCUGUGCGGGCCCCCCAACGGCAUCAUGUAACCCCCCCCCCCCCAAAAAAAAAUAAGGUCGUAAGCCCUUUCCCAAUCCUUCAGUUUCCAUGACAACCCUUUCAAUCUGCCCACCCCAGCCCGGCCUGCUGAACUUGUGCAGGUGUUACCCCGCCCCCGACGUUAUUUUUUGUUUGUUUGUUUCAUAUUUCACUUUGGCCCCCCCCCCCCCCCCCCACUCUCGAAAAUGACUAUUUUAUUUGUCAGCCAAUCGUAGACGAGUACACACACGCGAGCUAACCAGCCGACACGUCAUUUAGCAUGGGAGUUUUCUGGUCUUGCUUCUAUAAAUAUAACAUGUAUACUUGGUGUAGAAUCUUUGCAUAUACAGUACAUAUGAAUAUAUAUAUAUAUAUACAUAUAUAUAUAUAUAUAAAUAUAUAUAUAUAAACUUUGUAGGUUUUUUCUGGUUUUUGAUGUCGACUUGUAUCUAUAAUGUAUCCUAGUAGUGACCACGCAUACUUCUGACUGUAUACUUGUACAUUUGUAAACCCUUGUAAUGUAAAAGUGCUUUACUGCCCUUUUUUGGUAUGAUUAUAAUGAUGAUGAUGAUGAGGAAAAAAAACUUAGGGGGGAAAAAAAAAUCUUUACCUGCGCAUUUCAGUGUAUAUUCUCACUUUCUUGGUUUGUGACAUGAGUUGUAUAUUGUAAAUUGUAAUAUCAAGUUUUGCUUUUUGUCCCCCCCCCCCCCCCCCCCCUCAAAAAGCCCUUUCUGUAUCUAUAUGGCGUAGUACUUGUACAAAAAAAAACAAAAAAAACAUUCGCACCACACUUGGUUUUAUCAGCUUAACUUUAAAAAAACAAAAAACAAAAAAAAAAACAAUCUCCCACUGACUUCCUUCAGUUGUCUUUAUUUUUUUUUUAAGAUCUUUUUAUAGAAAAGCUUCACUUUUGAUGGGAGUGAACAUGGCUUGUACAGAGGAGAUUCUUGUUGGAUUUUUGUUUUUGUUUUGUUUGUAAUUUUCUAGUUCUGUAAGUGCUGUAUCAUAAUGUCUUUUUUUUUUUUUUUUGCGUGAGAAGAGAGGCAGCCAUUUUUUGGGGUGAAGAUUAAAAAAAAAAAUACCGCCUUGUGUAUAUUUACUACUACGAGCACACCUUGUAACCAUAUGUGUAUAGUUAACAGAAACCUGUGUAUGCUUACUUGCCUGGGCAACUAUUUUUUGUAACUCCUGUUGUAGAUUGUCUCUAAACAAUUGUGUGAUCUUUAUUUUGAAACCAAACGGAAGGAAAAAAAAAAAAAAGAAAAUCCCCCCCCAAAAAUUGAAAAUUUCAA
Molecule: messenger RNA, 7102 nt
Organism: Phycodurus eques (leafy seadragon)
Lineage: Eukaryota; Metazoa; Chordata; Actinopteri; Syngnathiformes; Syngnathidae
Gene: pum1
Product: pumilio RNA-binding family member 1
Exons: 23
Coding region: 2294-5821 (1175 amino acids)
Biological process (GO): regulation of mRNA stability; miRNA processing
Cellular component (GO): cytosol; cytoplasm
Molecular function (GO): mRNA 3'-UTR binding
Source: RefSeq, a predicted model, not a curated record